AAAAUCAAUUUUUGUUUGGUAUAAUGUACAGUGUAUUGAUUUUAGAUUUACUUAGUUUUUAACCAAAAAUCAUAACACUAUUUUACUUAUUAUAAAUUUGUGUAUUUAACUUUAUAUGGUUUGAAAUCAAAUUCUUUGAAAUAUAAAUCAUCAAUACCAAUGCUCUAGUAUUUUAAAAUAAUAUUCGUUUUUCUUAUUUAACUAUCGAGAUAAAAAUAUCUAUAAUCAUUUAUAAAAGUUAUAAUCAUUAUCUAAAAUAGUAAAUGAUAAGAAAAAAAACUAUUAGCAUUUUUAAUAUUACUGAAUAAAUAGCAUUAAGCAAAAUGAUACAGCCAACCACAAAAUUUUAAACCCAAAUAACUUUUUUGAAUUUUAAAUGUCAAAAAUAUAUCAAUAAAAUCACUUAUAUUUAUAUAUUAACAAUUAUGUUAUAGAGUUUACAUAUAACUAUAAUACGAUAUUUAUAUAUUUUUAAUUUAGUUGUUAUUUCUUCAUUUUGUUGGUUUGAUUGUUUUAUAACCAAACCAUAUACAUAUAUUGUAGUUUCUUAAGCCUAAUAUCCAUACUAUUUAAACAGUAUUAUCAAAAUCAAACUAUAUUAUUUUUCUUUUUGUUGGAUUUAUAUAUUCUCUGUGUGAAAAAACCGUCAUCGGUGACAACUCACGUUUGCACUUGCCAUAGGCACUCAAGCCCUAAGCUAAGCUUAAACUAUCCCCACUACCACUACUAGAAACCCUUCAAAUAAAUCUCUAUAAGUAGAAACCCUCUGAGAUCUCUUCUUUCCUCAUAUACAUUCAUACACACACCACAUUAACUACUUCAACUGCAAUCUCUCUCUCUCUCUCUCCCUUUCUAUUGUCUUUCUAUAUAUAGAAACUAGGUGCAGUAUCUUGUCAUUAUAAUGGCUAAGUUAAGCUUCUCCUUAUGCUUCUUGUUGUUUCUUCUGCUAGCCUCAGUUGCCACCGGAAGCCGCCCUCUUGAGCGGACUCCAGUCGUGGUGAAGGUGAGAGAGUUAAGCACUUCUAUUGAGUGUACAAGCCCAACUGUAGCAGAUGGUCAAGCUUCAGGGGGCAGUGGCAGUCAGGUAAAAACUCCGGAACGUUUAAGCCCAGGAGGAUCGGACCCGGAACAUCAUUAGGGUUUCCUUUAAAAUUGAGAGUUGUUCUCAUUUUCUUCCAGAUGUGUAUUUCUUAUUAUCAAUAAUUUGGUUGCAAUGAAUCUGUUUUUUUCCUUUGUCAUAAGAUACGAAUACGUGUUUGUAAGAUCAUUACAAAGGUAUAACAGUUGUAUUGAUCACACAUAAUACAUUAUUCUAAUUUCCUUAUCGUACGUUAGAUAUUGAAUUUCGCUAUUUUACGUUACAUAUUAUAUAUUUUGUUUUGCUUUGACUGAGAUAAGGACCGUAUCAUUAGUAUCCUUUAUUUUUUGGAACACGUUUUUCUUUUAGCUCUAUUACUUUUUGCCUUUACGAUAUAUAUAACAAUGCAAGGGAGGUUGAUUUAGAUGUUCCUGACUUUGCGCCUUUACAAUAUAUAUAGCAAUGCAAGGUGCGAGCCCGCCUUAUGAUUAUAUCGUGUUUUAUGCUGAUUGUGACUAGCAUGUUGAAAAGCAAAAGUAAAACGAACAAGUAAGUUGUAACUUCUAACAAAAAAAAAAAAAUCAAGCAAAUACGUAUUCUUUCUUUGUUUUUAAUCGAAACACAGUAGAAUGGCUUGAAUGUACAAUUUACAUGUGGUCGAUUUAGAUUGUCUGGGCAUAGCAGAUCAUUAAGCCGCAUUUUAAUUGAUGGCGAUUAGCUUAUCAAAGAAAGGAUUAAACAGUUGAAGACAAUGAUUAAAACAAACAAAUUCAAGUUACAUAUCUUAUAUUCACCUCUGGAUUCUUAACUGAUAGGAACCUUUUUCUGAUUAAAGGAGCUUCUUACAUUAACAAAAAAAUAAACACUAUUGGAAGCAAUAUAUUAAAAUGGUUUUUGAUUUCUUCUCAUAGUUAAAUCGUGUAUUAGUUUGUAUAGAUACGGGAAAUCUAUAAAUAUAACACUAGAAAGUUGAUUUUGAUAUAUAAUUUAAGUUCUAUAAAAUAGAUAUUAGCUGAUUUAACAAAUAUUCAAUAUAUAAAAUUUAAUUUCUAUAACUAAGAGUAAAUUUUUUAGCAAAAGAAAAAAAAAACUAAGAGUAAAUUGAUGGCGGAUUAAGUAGUGCAAGUAAUCUUUGAUGGCUGGUUAAGUAGUGUAAGUAAUUUUCAAAUAUUUAUGGGCGAUACUAUAUUGUUCUUCAUUGUAUCUAUGGUUAAAACUUCUAUUGAAGUCAAAAAUCUUGUAUUCGAGUAUUGAUUAACAAAAAUUUGAUGUGUUGCCAAUAAAAUAUCAUAGUCUAGUCUGGUGGUGAUUAAAUUAAGAGCAAAAAUCUAAUACGGUAAAUUUUGGUUCGAAUUCGGGCACUAUCAAACCGCCUUCCCUUUUCUAUCUUUUUUUUUUUUCUCGAAAAUUUUUCUUUUUCUAUCUUAUCGGAAUUUCAUGAAUCUCUCUUCGUCUAUUACCAUUACCUUGUUUUUAAA
Brassica napus (rape) is the source of this 2556-nucleotide messenger RNA. Its product is annotated as CLAVATA3/ESR (CLE)-related protein 2-like. Bases 902 to 1138 code for a protein of 78 amino acids. The transcript has a single exon. Gene Ontology annotation, biological process: cell-cell signaling involved in cell fate commitment. Gene Ontology annotation, molecular function: receptor serine/threonine kinase binding. Lineage: Eukaryota; Viridiplantae; Streptophyta; Magnoliopsida; Brassicales; Brassicaceae. The record is from RefSeq and is a predicted model, not a curated record.